Messenger RNA from Talaromyces stipitatus ATCC 10500, 2394 nucleotides. RefSeq lists its product as uncharacterized. Gene Ontology annotation, cellular component: nucleus. Bases 1 to 2394 code for a protein of 797 amino acids. Lineage: Eukaryota; Fungi; Ascomycota; Eurotiomycetes; Eurotiales; Trichocomaceae. Gene Ontology annotation, molecular function: RNA polymerase II cis-regulatory region sequence-specific DNA binding; DNA-binding transcription factor activity, RNA polymerase II-specific; zinc ion binding. The transcript is spliced from 4 exons. Gene Ontology annotation, biological process: DNA-templated transcription; positive regulation of transcription from RNA polymerase II promoter by galactose. The record is from RefSeq and is a predicted model, not a curated record.
AUGCGUUCCGUCCUCGGGGCAACAUCAACGGAGCACUCCGUUGGGAUUUCAUUGGCGCCGGGGCAAUAUCUCGCCGGGCUGCAUCUGGGUUCUUCCUCUUAUUUCUCAAAUACUCUCUUAGCAUCCAAGAUUGUGCCAACAUACGGAAGGCAGCAUGGAAAUGUCAAAGCCCAAGAGGCAGAAGGUUGCUACUGCAUGCGACCCUUGUCGGAGCCGGAAGGUUUGCAUCAGUCAAAUGUGAUGGAUAUCAACCAGAAAAGACCCAGAAGUGAAACUGUCUGCACGUGGGCUUCGGACUCUUCUCGCGUUCCUUAUGCUUCUCCUGGGUACAUUAGACAGCUGGAGGAUAGGAUUAGGUUCCUUGAAGGGUUUAAUGGUCAAAUUCAGGACAGUAACAACCGGAGUAUCGGUAGUGCUUCAGAACAGUCAAUCCCACGAACACCGGUUAGACCUGUUACUGCUCUCUCAACCUUACCCGAGCCUCUUAUGUGGGAGACGUCUGUUCCGUGGGCGGAAUCCACAGGUACAGACUUACGACUAUCAACUCCAGCCACUCUCAUUGUCCCACCGUUAACUCAAUCGCUUCCUGAGGCCCUGGAGAGCACGGAUUCGGCAUUCAUCCCAUAUCGCCAUUCUUCCAAUAACACAGUGAUAGGUGCCGGUCACAGGCAGGACCCCGUCGCCGGUUCCUACUCUGAAAAUUUCAUACGAGGACUGGAGAAAGCAAUCACAGAAAAGCUCGGUGAGGCAUCGAGUGUUCGAGAUCCCGGCCAUAUUUCACGGCAAAAGGUACGGCAAAAGGAUUUCGGCCACCCCCUACCUGCUCGACAACAAGCGGACAUCCUGCUUAGCUCCUACUGGAACCACGUGCAUGUUCUGUAUCCCAUUCUAGACAAACCACACAUUGAAGAAGACUACGGUAAGAUCUGUAACCAGGAAAACUCCAUUACCGACAAAAAGUCGUUCUUAUGUCUUCUUAACUCUAUAUUUGCCAUCAGCAGCCGGCACAUCAAAUUGGCAGGCCCAGACCAUGAGCACUUGGCUGCCACCUUUUGCUUACGGGCACGAGAAUUACUGGACAUCGAAUCAUGCUCUAUCCGUUCAGUCCAGUCAUACCUGCUUUUAGCACUGUAUUACCAGAGCAUUUUUGUUCCUCGUACGUGCUUGAUGUUCGCUGGACUUGCAUUACGUACAGCGCAGGUUCUCGAGCUCCACCUCAUCGAGAAAAGCGAACGGGAGUCCGUAAGUCGAACGAAAAACCUGCUUCGCAAAGUCUGGCAUGGUUGCGUGCUUGUGGAUAGAGAAGUUUCCAUGAUGUACGAUCGAGCAUGUAUGAUUGAUCAAAGGACAGCAGCCGCUAUUCCUCUCCCCUUAUUUGACGAAGAAGAAACUCAACUGUUGCAUCCUCGAUCGCACACUACUCAGGUGCAGCAAACUCGUGCAGCUGAAUUUUACUCGGUCUCUCUAAGAUUACUUGAUAUCUUACAUGACAUUCUCUUCCAUACGCACUCGAGCAAAUCUCAAAGAUGCUAUGAUUCUCUCGAACACUUUCCAUCUUUUGAAGCAAACAGUUCCGUCCUCGAGCUCGAAGCGAGGCUUGCGAAUUGGGAAAAUAAGAUUCCUCGUUAUUAUAAGGUUGGAUUUCACUCUCCAGAUAAUGACAUGAAUGGCCUGCUCCUCCGUCGAGCAGUAAUCCUUCGUCAAAGACAUCUUUACGUACAUUUAUUGUUGUUAAGACCUAUGCUCCAAUGCAUCAUUACCUCCGAACUUCGAAACAACGGAGUAUCCGUUCCUGCUGGAAGCUUGCUCUCUCACAGGGUCUCCUUGCAAUGUGCAAUUGUAUGCGUAAAGGUAGCUCAAGAAGCUAUUGAUAUCAUACACGUCAACGAAGGUACAAGUUCCAAUGAAACGAGAGAUCUCUCUGCAUGGUGGUACAAUGCGGAAUUCUUGUAUACAUCUGCGACAGUUCUCAUUGCAGCCAGCCUUAGCCCUUCCGUGGUGGCUGAAAUACCAGAAGAUUCAAUCUACGGCAGCUUUCAUAAGGCCAUUGCAGUUCUCCGACAGUACACGACCUUUGACUCCUCGAUCCUUAGGCUGACAACUGCAUUACAAAUUUUGACUUCAAUCAUACCCAAGAAUUACUCUCAAUUAAGGCAGGCCUCGCAACGAACCCAAGAACCUACAUCUCAUAAUGCUUAUAACGCCGCUACGUUUCAGUACUGGUGUCCAGUAGGAUCGAACCAUCGCCAGAAAUCUCCUCAAAGUGAUCUUGAGAGGCACAUGAACUCUGGGAAUAGUAGCGAAGAUUUGUCUUCUCAGUCACUCUCAAAUCUGGAGCUCUUUUUUGAUUUGGAUGACUUUACAUGGCUUACAAAAGUCCCUUUUUAUACUUGA